GAUUGAGACAGUUGAAUUCAGUGUUCUGGAAGCGAAACAGCUAGGUGUUCUGGGAGUGUGAUUUAGUUCUGUGGGAAUACUUACCUUGGAUAUUGUGCUAAGAACUGUUAAUUUGGAAAAAGGACUCUUGAGAGUAGUGCAUCACUAGGUGAAAAGUUGCAAGUGAUUUUUUGUGCAUCAACAGAAACUAUACAAUUAUCAAUUAUACAAUGAUCAAGAUUGUGGGUCUCUCGCUGUGCUGCCUGGCGUUGACGAUCGUGGAUCAGACGUUAGCACAGAACAACCAGUAUCUGCCUCCGGAUAAGGGCUAUGACUACGACAAACCGAAGCAGCCAUUCCCAUCUGCCACUCAGCCCACGCAGGUGCGGCCACCGGCACCCUCCUACGGACCUCCGGCUGCCGGCGGUGGUCCCGGUGCUGAUCACGUACACGAGCCAGGAAUGCCGUUCGACUUCACCUACAACGUUAACGACAUCCAAAGCGGAAACGACUACUCGCACAACGCCGUCAGCGAUGGGGAUGUGACCCGGGGCGAAUACCGGGUUCAACUUCCGGACGGCCGAACCCAGGUUGUCCGAUACACCGCCGACUGGAAGAACGGCUACAACGCUGAGGUAUCGUACGAAGGUGAAGCCAAAUAUCCGGAAGGUGCCGGACAGGGAGGUGCCAACGCUGGAGGAUACAAGUACUAGAACUUCCGCCCCACCCCCCAAACUUUUAGUUCCCGAAGCCUGAGAAGGUUUCAAAAUCGUGAUGACUCAAAACCAGCGUGUUUCGAAAUGGUUUUUCGUUCCGAAGGGAUAUGGAAAAUCAAAUUUCUGCCUAAUUAAACACGCUUCAAGUAUACUUCAGCUCUCUCAGAAACGCUGUGUCAAAGUGAUAGCUAUUAAGUACUGAAAUUAUGUAAAAAGUUAACCCUCUCACCGUGCACCGUCCUUCGCGCCAUAAAUCAUUUUGUUUUUUAUUUAAUUUGUGUUUGCCUUCCCAAUCCUCGUUAAUGGGAUUCGCAUCUUGAAGCCAGUAUUUUUGCUUAAAGCGAGGACACACGCAUCAUGGGACCGAUUUCGCAAAAUCUAAUUAAUAGUCUGAACAAAAUUAGACAGAGAUAAGACCCAGGUGUCACAUUCCGAUCGUUUGGUAUAGAAGUGUAGAGCAAAUUGUCCUUAAUAGUACUCUCAGCGUGCGAUCGCCAAUUGGGCACCUUAAUCUGUAGUGAUUAAGCUUUCGGAACACAUUCCACUCACUUUUGAAAGAUGCAAAAUGAAAAAAAAACAGCAAAGUCAGCCAACGGCGCACAGAAAAGCAUGUAGCAUAAAUUAUCGCGUUAAUUUAUAAUUAAAAUAAACGUGUACAUGAUUCUCUGAAUAGUCAUAAA
Uranotaenia lowii is the source of this 1375-nucleotide messenger RNA. RefSeq names its product pro-resilin (gene Cpr50Cb). The transcript is spliced from 4 exons. The record is from RefSeq and is a predicted model, not a curated record. Lineage: Eukaryota; Metazoa; Arthropoda; Insecta; Diptera; Culicidae. Gene Ontology annotation, cellular component: extracellular matrix. Bases 210 to 692 code for a protein of 160 amino acids.